Messenger RNA from Anthonomus grandis grandis, 10767 nucleotides. It is a transcript of the gene bur, whose product is annotated as GMP synthase [glutamine-hydrolyzing]. The coding region runs from base 161 to 2221 and encodes 686 amino acids. The record is from RefSeq and is a predicted model, not a curated record. Gene Ontology annotation, molecular function: GMP synthase (glutamine-hydrolyzing) activity; ATP binding; GMP synthase activity. Gene Ontology annotation, biological process: GMP biosynthetic process. Gene Ontology annotation, cellular component: cytosol. Lineage: Eukaryota; Metazoa; Arthropoda; Insecta; Coleoptera; Curculionidae. The transcript has 12 exons.
CUUUGACAGCACGUGUCAAAAAUUUUUCGACCGGUAAAAUCGCAUGGAUUUUUUUUUGUGUUGGUAAAGUGAUGUGAAAGAAUCGUGUUAUCAACCAAAAUAUCACGUUUCCGAAUAUAUAUUUCUUGUUUUUCAACAAGGGUGUUGCUGGAACAGAGCUAUGCAUAAUAUGAAAUCAGAAGGACCAUACCUGCAUACCAAUGGCGGCCACAACCCUGAAAAAGUCUGUAUUCUGGAUGCAGGUGCCCAGUAUGGGAAGGUUAUAGACAGAAAAGUAAGGGAGCUAAACGUGGAAUCGGAUAUAUUACCAUUGGACACCCCUGCAUUCAACAUUAAAGAAUCCUCCUACAAGGCGAUCAUCAUCUCUGGAGGCCCCAGUUCGGUGUAUGCCGAAGACGCUCCCAGAUAUGAUGCGGACAUUUUUAGGAUAGGAAUUCCAGUUUUAGGUAUCUGUUACGGUAUGCAGAUGAUGAACAAAGAAUUUGGCGGCACAGUUUUAAGGAAAGAAAGCAGAGAAGACGGUCAAUUCCCUGUAGAGAUUAAUACAAAGUGUUUACUUUUUAAAGGUUUAGAUAAAACCCAGGAUGUAUUAUUGACUCACGGGGACUCCAUAGACAAAGUAGCAGAUAGCUUUAAACCAAUCGCCCAGUCUCAGGCAUUCAUAGCAGGAAUUAGUAAUGAAAAGUUAAAUUUAUAUGGGCUACAGUUUCAUCCAGAGGUGGACUUAACUACAAAUGGCAAACAAAUGUUAAGGAAUUUCUUAGUAGAUAUUUGUGGUCUCACUGGAAACUUCACAAUCCAAGGCAGAGAAGAACAGUGCCUCAAAUACAUUAAAGACACAGUGGGGACAAAUAAGGUGCUUCUUUUAGUGUCAGGAGGAGUUGACAGUACAGUAUGUGCAGCUCUAUUCCAUAAGGCCCUGAGUCCGGAACAAGUGAUUGCGAUUCACAUAGACAAUGGAUUCAUGAGGAAAAAUGAGAGUGCGAAAGUGCACGACUCGUUGCAAAAGUUGGGGCUCAAUUUACGAGUUAUUAAGGCCGCUCACACGUUUAGCGAGGGUAGCACUGUAGUUCCUAUAGAUAAGGAAGGUAAUGCAAGAACUAGAGUAACAAAAAUGCUUUGCCACACGAUAAACCCGGAAGAAAAGAGAAAAAUCAUAGGGGACAUUUUCGUAAAAAUAUCCGACGAAAUUAUCGCCGACCUUAAAUUGAAACCGGAAGAAGUUUUAUUGGGACAAGGAACUUUAAGGCCGGAUCUUAUAGAAUCCGCAUCAUGUUUAGCAUCUGGAAAAGCCGACACCAUAAAAACUCACCAUAACGACUCGGGAUUAAUUAGGAAACUAAGGGAGGAAGGUCGGGUGGUGGAGCCCUUAAAAGAUUUUCAUAAAGACGAGGUAAGAGCAAUAGGCAGAGAUCUAGGUUUGCCCCCUGAACUAGUCAUGCGCCACCCGUUUCCAGGACCGGGCUUGGCCAUCAGAGUACUCUGUGCAGAAGAACCGUAUAUGGAAAGAGAUUUCUCGGAAACGCAGGUUUUGGUGAAAAUCCUCGUGGAGUUUGAUCAGAUGUUUCAGAAGAAACAUGCGUUGCUCAAUCGGGUAGAAGCAGUCACCACUGACGAAGAAAGAGCCACCUUGAAACGGAUAUCCUGUAAACAACGGCUGGCCGCCACUCUAUUACCAAUCAGAACGGUCGGUGUUCAAGGUGACAGGCGCACUUACUCGUACGCGGUGGGCGUGUCUAGCGAACGCGAUCCCGAUUGGUCCGACAUAGUGUUCCUCGCCCGAUUGAUGCCGCGUGUCUGCCGUAAUGUCAACAGGGUGUGUUACGUGUUCGGGGGCGUAGUCAAGGAACCCGUACCCGACGUCACGCCCACCUUUUUGACCAGUAAUGUGCUCGCAACGCUGCGCCAAUGCGAUGAUGUCGCCAUGAACGUGCUGCAGAACUCGGGUCACAUGACCUCGGUGAGUCAGAUGGCUGUGAUCCUGAUCCCGCUGCAUUUCGACCGCGACCAGGCCCUCCGGAUCCCCUCGUGUCAGCGAUCGGUCGUGAUUCGGCCCUUCUGCACGCAGGACUUCAUGACCGGGACCGCGGCCAUUCCUAGUCGCGAGUUGCCAAUUGAGGUGGUACAAAAAAUGGUACAAGAAGUAGAAAAAGUGCCGGGCAUCUCCCGAGUUCUUUACGACUUAACAGCAAAACCGCCCGGCACGACCGAAUGGGAAUGAUCGGAAUCGGCACUGAAACGAUCGGGUUUUUUAUUAUUAAUAGUUCCAUUAUUAAAAACGCUGCUCCCGAAGUGGCCCGAAAUCAUCUCGGAUCUUUAUUACAAUAUGAAACCGUUUUAUUUUUUAAAAAAAGGCACCGCAUAGUUUUUCUCUUCAAUAACUAGUCAAUAAACGAGCCGAGAUGUUUUCACGUACACACACUGCGAAAUCUGUUAUCUGUUGAUAAGUUUUAAAUGAAGUGCAGGUUUUGCGGCAUACUGAUUAUAAUUAGUUAUUUUAACAAAAAUUCCCAGUUAUUUUAUAUAAUUUAUAUAUUUUGUUAGAAGACGUGCGCUGUCGAUUUUUAUUCUUUAUAUUAUGAUUAUAUAUAAUUGUCACAUUCUCUUGUAUAAUUUAAUUUCAUUAGCAUAUUAAUAAUUUCUCUGUAUAGUCGCUAUAAAAUAUAUUUUGGUCACAUUGUUAUAUUAUAAUAUAAUUUUACUUUAUUCGGAGGAGGCCGGGAUUUUUGACCAGCCCUCAUAUGAAAAAUUGACAGCAAAUUGUCAAUAAGUAUGUUGCAUUCAAGAAGUGCGUGCGAUUACUUCAAAAGUAAGCUUUUUAUUGUAUUAUUUAGUUAUUUUUCUUGAAAAAAAAAAUAAUGCGUGAAAAUGUAAUUACGUAUAGAAUAACGGUAUUGUUAUAAAAAAUAUAAAAUAAUUUAUUUCCCAUCGUGUGCGAAUACAUUGAAUGGCUAAGAGGAAUUAUCGAGGUUUUUAUUACAGUAUUGAAUUGAGUAGAGAGCCAUUGCGUAAACUAAGGAAUAGAAUUUUAAUCUUUUUUACUUUAAGGGGCUUUACCAGUGUGAACGUUGAUUAUUUGGGUGAUUUUGGGUAGAAAGAAACGUCAUAAAACAUAUUUCAACUAAAUUCUUUAUUUUUUUUUAGCAUUUUUAAAAAUGCGCUCUUUGCUGAAUGGGUAACUGCAAGAAAAAUAUCAUUAAGCUAGAAGGAUUUCUUAGUAAAGUCACUUAGAAUAUUUAAAAAUCUCAAAAUUUAAGAUAAUAGCGUAGUUAUCAAAAAAUUAUUCAAUCAAGUACCAAUAAAACUACAUAUAUUUUACAAAAAAAAUGAAUGAGGCGCUAAGGAACAAAAGUAUAGAGACAACUAUGAAAAAUAUAUUUUUGUUUAACAAAUCCGCUGAAAUACAUCAAACAAAAGAAAUAUCAAUUGGAAUACUUUCUAUUUCUUAUUUGUCUAUACAAAUUGUUCCCGCAUAUUCUCAAUGGGAUUGAAAUUAGAGAACUGUGACGUCCAAUACAGCUAUUUGUUCUGAAAAAUCCUUUAGCCAGCUUAGAGGUGUAUUUCAGGUCAUUAUGUUUUUUAUCUAUUCAUUUCAAUAAACAAUUCAAUGUAACGGAAUUAUCAGAUAAAUAAUUAUACAAGGUCUUUUCCUAUACAGGGUGUCCCGAAAUUAUAUCGCAAUAUUUUACCAGCAACGAUGCACUUUUGAACCAUACUGUAUAUGGACUUUUUGUCUUAUUUUUAGACAAAGAUGCGGCUGGUAAAAUAUUGCGAUGUAAUUUCGGGACACCCUGUAUAUUGACCCCCUCUCUACAGGGGUUAGGUGUAAAGUAAGCAAACAAAUUUUAUACAAAACUUUUGGGGUUUUAGUUAUAAUUUUUAAAUCCGAUGUCAAUAAUUUUUUUUCUCUUUUAGAAAUGUCAAAUUUUGAAACAUGGUCAGUUUUUUUUAUAGAACACCCUGUAUAUGACUUCAUAGUUAAAAAGAGAGGAAUUUUCGGAUUUCCAAUAUACAGGGCGUUCGGUACAUAAACCGACAAGAACUUUUGGCAUAUUCUUGGGGUCAUUUGAAAGCUUUUUACCCAAAUACCUUGAGUCCUAAAAGAUACUGCUAUGAAGCAUAUAUAUGCAUUUUUUUAUGUUUUUUUUUUCUCAAAUUACUUAACCCUUUCUAUCCCGGGCCUUAAUUUGCAUGUUGGUCCCUCAAUCCCAAAGGUUUUUUCAUGCUUAGAGUCCCAUUGCCUUAUAUAAGUUUUGAAAUGAAUAAAAGAAUGUUUCCUUUUUUUCAAUAAAAAAUUUAAUAUGUUAAAAUAUAAAAACUGUUAAACUGUAAGUAAAAAAAAUAUGAAUACAAAAUUGAGUCGAUCUUGCGACUUAGACGAUACAGUCAAAUCUGAUUAUUUAAAAGUUCACACACAAGCACAAAAACGUUUUUCGGUCGAAUGGGUGAACCAGUGGCGUAACGUAAGAUAUAUACGUCGCAUAUAAAUAAACAAAUAAAUGACCAAACAACGUUUUUUUAAUGAGCUUUUUUUAACAAACUUAAACGGUUUCUUUUCAAAAGUACUCAGAGAGUAGAAACAACUUAAAACAAAAUGUUAUGUAAAUUCGACACAUCGCUUCACUUUCUUAUCAGGAACUGAACUAGGAAAAUGUCGCCCUUUGAGCCUUUGAGGAUUCUUGGUGAAAUGAUUUAUACUUCUGUGUUUUUCAUGUUUAUGUCUGAAACAAGAUUAAGAAAUAAGUGCACAAUAAAAAAAAAUUAUUACAAACUUACCUAUCAAAAAGUGCCCCUAUAAUGGUAAGUUUGUAAUCUGCAAGAGGUAGCCUUUCUGAAGAUUGGGUCAAAUAGAGUGCAUGUGCGUUAAGAAGAGACAGAUCAACCAUGUGGAAAAAUAGCUUUUUAUACCAUUUUGUGGUCUUUCUUACACAUUCCGUGGAGCUCAACAUCAUAUCUGAUCGAUCUAUUGCACCCAUAUUUUCGUUUCGUUCGUAAUUUAUAACAACCGCUGGUUUUUGUAUGGACUUUUUGGUCUUGAAAUCUACUUUGUCUAACAUUACCAUGCGAUCUUCAUGAAAAGUAGUCAGCAUUAUAACAUCACACCUAUCCUUCCAUUUCACGCAAAGCAGAUUUUCGCACACAUCGAGAUAGAUUCGCCUAGAUAAUUUUUGAGUUAAAUUGGGCAUCUCUUUACGAUUAGCACGGACUGUCCCGCAGGAAUUAGUCUUAUGUUUAUGCAGGUAUGUAUACAAAGUAGGGCUAGUAUACCAGUUGCUGUAUACAGGUUAUGGCCCUUAUUCAAAUAUGGUUCCAUAAGAUUUGCUACUACUGAGCCUGAUAUUCCAAGAUCUUGGAACAGAGUUAUAUUUGUCGAUUUUUCAGUAUAUUAUGUAACACCUAAUACAUAUCCUGUCUCGCAGUCACAUAUUAGAAAAAGUUUUAUUCCAAAACGAUGGCGUUUGGUCUUUAUGUACUGUUUAAAUCUCAAACGCCCCUUAAAAAGAACUAAGCUCUCGUCCUCGUAUAGCAAGAUUUUUAAAUGAAGUGAAGUACUUUUGGAAGUGUGUUGUAAUUUUAUUGAGCACUGUUCGCAGUUUGUGAAAAGACUGUUUUUGUUUUAGGGCCAAAUUAUCUUGAAUCGCUUCAGGUGACUUAUUAUUUGUGUUUCUGUUUUCACCAUCAACGGGAUUUUCUUCGUCAGAUAACUCAUUAUUGCUAUUUUCGACCUCGUCAUAUAUAACUUCAUUUAUCUCGUCACCUUCAUCCGAAUCGGGAUAAUACUCACUGCCACUAGAGACAUAUGGCUCUUCAUCGGAGUCUAACAUCUCCAACAUAUCGUCCUAUUCCUGUUUUGAUAGCCCAAAAAAGUCUCCACACUGAUCAUACCUUUUACGCUUAGAACCACGUGCUUUACUCAUAUUACGCGCGCGAUUGCGACUGUUGUGCCCGAAAUUAUUUUUAAAACUGAAUUCUCAACACGCGAAAUCGUUCAACCGACCUGCAACUUCACCUUCCAACUAUGCAUGUAACAGCGUUGCCACCAGUGCUAAAAUAUAGCAUAUCUAAAAUAAGUGAACAAAUAUAUACGGCAGUGGGUCCGCAUGACCUGUCUUAGACUCAACAUUUUGCGGCUUUGGGAACAAUAAUCUAACAUUUUGGGACAUAUUUCUACGGCAUUGGGACACCAAUGGGUUUCAAAUUUUAUAAGCAACGCAUAUUUUCGGCUUUGAUAAAUUGAGACCAUAACACCUUGAACGUAUAUAUACGGCGGCUGGGACUACAGACCCACUUUUUAAAAAACAUAUAUAUGCGGCAUUGGGACAAAAAGGGUUAAAAUGUCGCCUAUAACUUUUUAACGAAUUACGAUUUUAAAAAAAUAAUAUUCCCGAAUCUAUGGUAUUUAAAUAGUUAACAGUUUUUGUUUCGACUGAUUGUCCUAAAAGGACAUACGGGGUUUUUUAUUUAACAGUCAGUAAUUGAAAAAAAAUCAACGUCAAAAUUUAAUUAAAAAAAAAGUAGCAGGAAUUAGGAGCUUCAUUUCAUUUUAAUAAAUUUGCUAAUUAUUGACCAUUCUGACGGUUUGCUUAUUAUUAAUAAAAAAAUGUAUGGUUCAAAAAAUACAGUAUUCUGUAACAAGAGCGGAAAUCGAUCAGAAUUAAAAAAAAAAACAACUAUGGUUUUUGACCGUUUAUUUAAUGAAAAGUUUAACUAAAAACAAUCAUUAAAUAUCUAAAUAACUAUUUUUUUGUUAUAAAUUUUGUUCGAACUGUUGUCCUCUAUUCCUAAUGCAGGCUCGACAUCUCUUUCGUACUUCAACAGUUACAGUAAAUAAGCGCAUUUCUUCUCGUAUUGUUCUAAAAGCGGUGUUUAACCUUUCGAUCAAUACCUCUCUCGUAGGCCCGCCCCCAGACGUAAAAGUCUAAGGGAGUUAGGUCUGGAGAUCGGGCCGCCUCUGCCUAGUCACGAGUUCGGAAAGGUGUUGUCCAGGUGGUCUCUAGCUUCUCUUUGAAAUUGUGCCGAGCAACCGCCGUGCUGGAAGACAAUGGGAAGGUCUUCAUUAAACACUGGGAUUUCCAUUAAAAGCUCCGGCAACGCGGGUUGUAGGAAUGUGGUCCGAUAAGAUGUCUCCUUAUUUCUCCAGCCCACGCAUUAACGCUAAAUUUAUGCUGGAACGAAGUUUGUCUCAUGAUGUGUAAAUUACUAGAGUAAGGGCAACAAGUAUGGAAUACUUAGAAAACUAAACUAAAUACUAAAUCUAUUGGCAGAAAUCGCAAAUAUAUAUGACAGAUACAUAUGAGGUACAUUGCAAAUGACACCAUGAGUUGCAGGAUUUGCACUGUAUCCACUGUUUCUCGGAUUUUUUGCUUUCCAAAAACUUCCCACCACAAAACAAGCACUCUGGAUUAUCAGAAACAUCCGGAACUUUUUUCGCCAGUACAUAAUGAAUCAUCUGAGUCAUCAUCUGCAAAGUCUUCUUCAGAAGAGCUACUUGAUUUUUCUGUAAACUUAUUUUUUAACUUUUAUUAAACUGUAUCCCAAAUUUUUUGUCUUACGCUUAGCUUGACUUCUUGAUGAGAUGGCUGUUGACGUGCUGGGAGUAUCAGAAUCAGUCAAGCUUGUUUUACUCUGCCCAAUUUGUUUUUUAACUUAAAGUUUUGAUGUAGUUGAAACAGAUGCUUUUGCGAAUGAUUCCAAUUCUGUUUUGUAGGGUGACGCAGUUAUUACGGCAGUAUUACAAAUGAUUGGGACAGGCGAGACCAUCUCAGGAGUUACAAUAUUUGUUCGUGGCGUCGGAUUUUCAGUAUCUUGAGGUACUGGAAGAGGGACAACAGAACCAUUAACAGCAAUCUCACCACGCUGAACUCUUAAAUAAACCUUGCCGAAAAUUUCCAUCGCAUCAAAUGCAGUUACUGGUCUGGCAUUUUGUCGUACCCACGUAAUCUCCUCACUGUAAUGAGCUUUGAAUGGUUGCAUAAAAGAUUUGUCAAGGGGCUGAAGUUUAUGUGUUGAAUGUGGCGGUAAGCACACAAUCGUAACAUUAUUUUCUCUGGCCAUAUUAACGACAUCAAUAUUGCGAGUAUGCGAGUAAUGACCGUCUAAUACGAGCAUAACUGGAGAUUCAGAUGUAGGCUUUACUGUCGCUACAAAGUGUUUAAACCAUUUUGUAAAAAUGUUAUUUUGUAUCUGAUGGAUGACAUUCGAACUUUGUUCCAGGUGGAGCCCCCUUUGUAAGCUGCGGGCUUAAGUUUUUUCUGGGGAAUAUAACUAAGGGUGGAACAAAAUUGCCCCCUGUACUCAUACAAAAUACUACUGUAAUUAGUGAGCCUCGUUCUGCGGAAGUCAUGCUACCAAUUUGUCGUUUACCUUUACGUGCAAUUACUUCUGGUAUCUUUGAAGGCACUAUUGAGAGACCACUUUCGUCAACGUUGAAAACGCGGUCUGCUGAAUAGUUAUGUUUUUCAUAUUCAUUCGUUAAGAUAGUAAAAAAUGACUGAACUUUUCCUUUGGAAAAGCCCUUGGCUCUAGCAAAAGAUGUGCCUGUAGGUCUUCUAAAUGACAAUGUAUCUGAGUGCCGUCUCAUAAACAGCCUAAACCAGCCUUUUCCAGCUGUUUCUUUGCCAAAAAGAAAACAAAACACAAACAGAUUUGGCAGAUUAUUUUUAACCGCAAGCUGAUUGCUAUAUUCCUUAUGUCGUUUCUGGUUAAACCAAAAUACUUACUUUCCAUAUGAAGUAAGUAGAAGAUGAACUUAUAAGGUUCAUCUUCUAGUUCUUUUGUAAGCACUGUUGGUCGACCUAGUUUUGUUUCAGCAGAGAUAUUUGGAUCUUCAUUUUUCUGACAGUGUCUAAAAAGGGUUGUUCUGGGAACAUUGUAAGAUUUGUCUGCCUGCAGGUAUCCCAUUUUCUGUUCCUUAACAGCACAAAUUGCUUGUAUCAUAUCAUUUCUUUCUUAACAUUUUCUUUUUCGACUACCUUUUGACGCGAUACUGAAAUUAAAAAAAAAAGUUCUAUUUCAUCAUAUAAAAAUUGGGGUUUCUAAUGCAGAGUACAAGCACAAGACUUAAUAGGUUUACAAUGGCCUCUAUUCUGUUUAUUACUUUUUUUGCUUUUUUAGUUACAAUAAUUGUUAUUGAUAUAUUAUUUAGUAUAAAAGCAAAUUUAGAAAUGCUUUUAUAGCAACAAAAUAUCACUAUUUUAGUAUUCUUAAUGGGAUACUAAUAUGGAAUACUAUUCCAUAUUUGUGGCUCAAAAAAUUCCAUAUUAGUGACCCUCAUAACCUAAUCUUAUAAUAUUCUAAAAAAAUAUUUCUAUGUUAAAAAACAAACUUACCUAAAAACUAUUGUAAACUAUGAUGUUUGAACUGUCACAAAUACACAAGUUUGAAUAAAAAAUAAGUAUUUUAUCGCUAACACACGGAAACAGCAAGAUCUGCAAAACUUUUAUGAUGCCGCAAAAAAAAACCAUCCAUGGUGAGCCAACAAAACAAAUUAGAGACGGACCGAUCGAAAAAAAAAUCUUAGAUGAAUGCACUUCGACACUUUCAACGUGCAAUUAAUAGAGGGCGCUGGCUACUUUUUCUGGUUUACAAUUAUUCCAUAUUACUGACCUACUCCAUAUUUGUCGCCCUUACUCUACCUUUUGUUUCCCACUGGUACAAAUUAUGUAAUCGUAAUACCCUCGCGGUUAAAAAACGAUUCGUACGUCCAUAAAUUCGUUUCAAAAAUUCUCCAUCGUCUACAUCUGUGUGCAUUAAAAACCGACAGAAUUCCAUUCGUCUGACGGGAUCACCUUCUGCAAGACUUGUAACAGUAACCAACAAAUUAAAUGUUUCAGUCUUCCAAUCAGUUUUGUAUUUUAUUGUUUGCCUAACUAAGUACAGGGUGUCCCAAAUUCGAGGGUGACCAUUGGAAUCUCGAAAAUCAUAAUAGUUACAGGGUAGGUUAAAUAGAGGCAAAGUUGCGUAAUUUAGAGCUUAAUAAAAAGACUUUUAAAAAAAAAUUAAAAUUCCGGAUACUCAGUUAUCCGAAAAAAAUCGAAAAUUCUCAAAAUUUUCGUUUUUACCUUCUACCGACUUUAUUUAAAGAGACAUCGGAAAACUAAAAACAGUUUUUCAUUGUCACUUUUUAUGUCCUACAACAUGACGCAAAAAAAAAUAAUCUGACGUUUCGUUUUUUUCGAUCAUCAUCAACUUUAUUUUUCUUACGGGUGCCGUAUUGGAUUUUCUCAUUUUUCAUUUUUUUUGUAAUUUCUGGAUGACAUCUUGGUGCUGAGGGGAUUUUCUUUAAAGGAUGGGUUGCAAAAGGUUUAGAGGAAGAAAAAGAGUUGACCGUAAAAGUUCGAGACGAGACCAAGAUUUCGGCCCCGCCCCACCUCCCCAAGAUAAAAUGGACCGUUCAGUUCUCCGCUGGACCAUUCAAAAGUAAACUUACGUGUACUACCUCUCGCUAUAACACACCUCACCACGGCGUAUUAAACAAAGCGUUUUGCUUUGCAAGCCAAGAUAUUUGAUUUCGUUUUUUCAGGGAAUCGUUUUCCCCUAAACGACCGAUCGAUUUUUCGGACGUUGCACACUGGUAUAGGCCUUUAAUAAGUUUCUGAAGUCAAUCGUCGCGUCUGGCCUCAAGAAAGAAUUAAAAAUACUGUCGUAAAAAACAUCGAUAAUUAUUAUUCUUCACAUCUAAUAAUAAAAUUUUUACACUACUCUUUUUUAUUGUUUUCAUGUUGUCAACUUUUUUGUUUAAUAUAGUCAGAAAUGAUUCUAAUUAAA